AUGGUCGGCUUGAUUAAAGAUCGCAGUUUCCAUGUUGCCAAAAGUAUUGUCGAGGGACUAAAACAGAAGUUUCCUGAGAAGUUUCUGGAUCCGAAAAUUAAAUCACUCCUUGAAUUAGACUGGCACACAUAUCUGUGUCAAAAGAAAAGGGAGCUGCGUGGUGACGUGUGGCAGUACUCCAGCAGCCUGAUGUGCUUUCUGAACGGCCUUCUCCUGGGUAAUGAGAAGGACCUCACCCGCUGGGCCAAGAAUGAGUGGAAUUUUUCUUUCACUCGGCCACAGGCUUUCUAUAUGGCUCUCACUGAGGACAACUACAACAAACACCUUCGAAACACUGGGCAUCAGUUUGUCUUCAUGGACAUUGAGAUAGCAGGAGAGGCAGUAGGGAGGUUAUUGUUUGAGCUGUUCUCAGAUAUUUGUCCAAAGACAUCAAAGAACUUCGAGGCUCUGUGCACAGGAGAGCAAGGCGGAUCAGAAAGUGGCCUCCCACUUUGCUACAAGGGUUCCCUGUUUCAUCGUGUGGUGCCAAACGGCUGGGUGCAAGGUGGAGAUAUUAAUCCAGUGAGGAAAGGUGAUGGAGGGGAGUCAAUCUAUGGACCAACGUUUGAAGAUGAGAGCUUUUCUGUGUCCCAUACUAAACGUGGCACUCUAGGAAUGGCCAAUAAGGGCCCCCACAGCAAUGGAUCCCAGUUUUACAUCACCCUGCAGCCAACACCCUGGAUGGACAGGACCUAUGUUGCCUUUGGUCAUGUGGUUGAGGGUGUCGACGUCCUGAGGAGAUUAGAAGAAGCUGUGACCUGCAAUGAAAGACCCAAAUAUGAAUGUAAAGUUACAGACUGUGGAGUGUUUAAGUUUUAAGUCAAGUGCUUAAAUGUUUUA
Molecule: messenger RNA, 879 nt
Organism: Trematomus bernacchii (emerald rockcod)
Lineage: Eukaryota; Metazoa; Chordata; Actinopteri; Perciformes; Nototheniidae
Gene: ppil6
Product: peptidylprolyl isomerase (cyclophilin)-like 6
Exons: 8
Coding region: 1-858 (285 amino acids)
Biological process (GO): protein peptidyl-prolyl isomerization
Molecular function (GO): peptidyl-prolyl cis-trans isomerase activity
Source: RefSeq, a predicted model, not a curated record